This is a messenger RNA of Rhipicephalus microplus (southern cattle tick), 3270 nucleotides long. RefSeq names its product cell adhesion molecule Dscam1-like. Gene Ontology annotation, molecular function: protein binding. NCBI's taxonomy places the organism in Eukaryota, Metazoa, Arthropoda, Arachnida, Ixodida, Ixodidae. Gene Ontology annotation, cellular component: synapse. Gene Ontology annotation, biological process: homophilic cell-cell adhesion; synapse assembly. The record is from RefSeq and is a predicted model, not a curated record.
AUGUCCUUGGUGGCCCAAGAGUACAAGACCAAGGUCUACGACGAGUUCGUGGUGCGAGGCAACACUGCCGUUUUGCAGUGUCAGAUGCCCAGUUUUGUUCGAGAGGACGUAGAGGUCACCGGCUGGCUCCGCGAGGACGGCUUCUUCAUCCAACCAGGAGUUUACGAAACGAAUGCCAGCCUUAGACACCGGGUGGUGUCCCCUUCAGGCGAGCUGCUGGUUCGCAACGUCAGCUCGGCUGACGACGGCGUCUCGUAUCGCUGCCAGACCAGGCACAAGCUCACCGGCAGCGUCAAAGAAAGUGACACUUCGGGACGCAUCAUAGUCAACCUGUCGACAGGACCUUUUCAACCAAGACAUAUCUUUACACGAUCAGCUUUGUCCGUCGACGAAGGAAGCACUGCCGAGCUGGUUUGUGUCGCACAUGGCUACAGCGUUCCGGAGUACAGGUGGUACAAACUAUCCGGUGGCGGAGUGGACAGGCAUGAACCCAUUCCUAACAAAGGCGGUCGUGUUAGGGCCCAAUCAGACACGCUCCUAAUCCACCGUUGCAGCACAUCCGACUCGGGGCGCUACCUCUGCGUGGCCAACAACACCCUCGCCUCAGAGCCAUUCACCGUGACGCUGAACGUGCAUGCUCCCCUUUCAGCGGUCGUUCAGCCGGACUGGCAGACGGUGGACUUGGGCGGCACAGCUACCUUCAACUGCAUUCCCUCUGGCAAUCCUGUCUCCACAAUGGUGUGGAUCAAAGACGGCAAGGCACUGCGGCCUGGAGACGCAGGCGUGCAGGUUUCGCCUGAUGGCCGCUCCCUGAUGGUGCAGUCUGUCUCCAGAGAAGACGCCGGUAUUUAUCAAUGCCUUGUGCGAAAUGAGCGGGACUCUGCACAAGGCACUGCGUGGCUCAAACUUGGAUUUUCUGCCCCCUCGUUCCUGUCAGUCUUCUCGGAGCAAUCGACCAACACUGGCCGUAGGAUAUCGCUGCAGUGCUCGGCGACGGGAAGCCCGCUGCCUCGCAUUUCGUGGGCACUAGACGGAGCGUCCUUACCGGAAGCUAAAGCAUUGGUGGCGCUUCCUGGUCAUGUUUCCAGUUUCAUCAACAUCAGUGCAGUGAGACUGGAGCAUGGUGGUCUUUACAGCUGCCGGGCGUCCAACGCCGCCGGAAUGGUGGAGCAUGCCGCCCGGCUUAACGUGCUCGGCCCGCCCCUGGUGCGGCCCAUGGCACCCAUAAGCGCAGUGGCCGGUGAAUCACUCCGACUGGAUUGUCACUAUUCCGGAUAUCCUGUAGAGGGGAUUUCUUGGACACGAGGUUUCAUCAAACUGCCGUCAAGUAAGCGACAAGAAGUGCAACGGGACGGCAGCCUUGUAAUCAGUGAAGUGCGUCAGUACGAAGACAAUGGCACCUAUACCUGUCACGUGACUGGACCUCAAGGGAAGAGCGCCAAUGGCAGCGUGCAAGUUAAUGUCCGUGUGCGGCCGACCAUCGCCCCUUUCUCGUUCCCGAGCGGCCUACAGGCUGGAAUGCGCGCUCGCCUCGGCUGUACCGUAAUCUCCGGGGAUCCGCCUUUCGAGUUUGGCUGGCGCAAGGACGAGAUGCCACUGGAUGCGGAAUUGGGCGUCCGUGCGCAGACAGACGCCUUCUCAAGUGACCUGACCUUCACAAGCCUCAGCAUUAGGCACAACGGCAACUACACCUGUGUUGUCACCAACGCAGCCGCCACUGCCAGCCACAGCGCGCUGCUCGUCGUUCAAGUGCCGCCGCAAUGGGUGAUCGAACCUACGGAUGCCUCAGUGCUGCUAGGACACAGCGUGCGCAUGGACUGCUGGGCAGAUGGCUACCCUCUCCCCGCCGUAACCUGGGAGCGAGAAACCUACUUGUACGGAACACCUGGAUUUAUUACCAUAACCGCGGGGACGGAUUACGAAAUUUACGCAAACGGUUCGCUGCUUGUCAAAAAUGCUCAAGAGCAAAGCGCUGGACGCUACAUUUGCCAAGCAACGAACGGGAUCAGGUCGGGGUUAAGCAAGCUUGUUCACCUGAAAGUUCAUGCUGGGCCCUCUUUCGCCAGCAAGUUCCGAAGCGAAGCGGUUCGACGAGGUGACGUGGCCCAUCUCCAUUGUAAGGUCCAGGGCGAUCCAACUAUAGCACUCACCUGGGCCAAGGAUGGCGAAGCCAUUGGGCCGCCCUCCAAAAAUCCGCGCUACGUUUUCCGAGAGGAAGCUCGGCCUUCCACAAAAGAGGCUGCCUCGCUGUUUCUGAUCAAAAAGGUGGAGCGUCAAGAUGCUGCACUGUUCACCUGCCACGCCUCGAACUCGUACGGCACUGAUAACCUCAACAUAAAGCUCAUCGUGCAAGAACCACCAGAGCCACCGACUAUUCUCAAGGCCAGUGACGUAAAAAGCCGCUCAUUCAAGCUCAGCUGGACGCCUUCAGUAGGAACCAGCAACGCCGCAUCUAAAUACCACGUAGAGUGCACAUCCGACACAGGUAAAUCCCUCAACACUUCAGUCGAAGGAACGAAAACACUGGCAUCUGUGGGGCCUCUUCGACCUGCUUUUACUUACCGCUGCCAUGUUCGAGCGGAAAACGACAUUGGCAUCGGCGACCCCAGCAAGGAUCUGGAAGUGACCACAGCUAUUGAAGCUUUGGCGAAGGAAACAACAGUGCCGGGAGGCCCCCCACUUGAGGUGAGAGCUGUCGCGGUGGACUCGCAGACCAUCCGGGUAACAUGGAAGCCACCCGAACGAGAGUUAUGGCACGGCGAGUUGAAGGGAUACUACGUGGGUUACCGCCUUGACCAGCCAGGUGACCCGUACCUAUACAAGACGCUGCAGCUCGAUCAGCACCAGGAUGACUUAGCCAAGGUUGUGCGCACCGAGGUACUGCUGUCUCCACUGCGCAAGUUCUCGCCCUACCUGGUGCUCGUGCAAGCGUUCAACGCUGCUGGACCGGGACCACGCUCCGAUGAGGUUCUGGUCUCUACACUCGAUGACGUUCCCAGCCAGGCUCCUCAAGAGGUUCAGUGCUCGCCGUUGAGCUCGGAGUCGAUCCGCGUUACGUGGCAGCCACCACCCAAGAGCGCCAUCCACGGCUACCUACAAGGCUACCGCAUCUGGUACGCGCAGCUACCAGCCCCACGAGGUAAAGAGCGAAUUGUAACGAUUGCCUCCAAGGACAUUGACCCUGGUGACGCCUUGGUCUCGCCAUCAUUCAGUUGCGUCGGUAAAGGCAUUAUUCUCGCUUCCGGUGUAGUUCGGUUUCUCAAUGGUUAG